AAAACUCCAUAAUUAGACAGAAUUAUGCGCAUGUAAUUUGUUUAUUGUUUGAAACCUUCAAUGGAGACUGGAAGAUGUAACAGCCCUCUAGACAUCAUUGUUGUAUGCUGCACAAACUUUUACCAGACGAACAAUGCUUGUAGACCAUGUCCUCCAGGUUCAUAUGGAAGAAACUGUUCGCUCACUUGUCCACAAGGCUGGUUUGGGAGUGAAUGUAAAUACUCGUGUGAUUGCCAGCUUUCUGAUUGUUACCCAACAUAUGGUUGUGUGAUGACAACUACCUCUAUAGCAUCAUCAUACCCAUCAACAUUAGAUUUAAGGGAUGCAUCUCAAGAUUUAACGACGGCCUCUUACCUAGAAGUCAGUGAUUCAUCUUAUCUAAGAAGUGCAACAACAUCAAUCCUUUAUACAAAUCCAGGUCUCUCGGUAUCUCAACCGAAUUAUUACUCGGUUAUUGUUAUUGUCACCGUGUCUGUUGUGGUUGUAUUACUUAUAACAAUUUUGUUUGCCAUUUUGUUUCGGAAAAUCAUCAUGCUACAAAACAGAAAUAACAUGAUAUCGCAAGAGGUUGUUGCAUUAAAAAUGACAUCAGUAAAUGAUAAUAAUGUUUACGAUCAGUUUAGGGAAGAUAUAUCGGCAUCAGAAAACUCAGAACAGAAAAGUAAUGUCUACGAUGUAAUUGACGAAAAUAAAACAUCACAAAACAAUAUUGACAAUUAUUUGGACCUAAAAAGACAUCAAGGGACCAAUUGUUAUCACUUUAUGCAGGUUUCAUCUCCAGACAUACAAUUUGCGACGGAGGAUGAAUCAGAAUAUUUGGAUCCAGUUUCGGAUGCUGGAGUUAGCAAUGCAUAUAUUGACGUUAUCGCUUAGGUUGUCUGUUCAGUAAUAUAAUCAGUAUAGCUUGGUUGUUAUGUACUGGACAUCUAUGUCGUGGAGUGAUCAAUUUC
Molecule: messenger RNA, 950 nt
Organism: Saccostrea cuccullata (small rock oyster)
Lineage: Eukaryota; Metazoa; Mollusca; Bivalvia; Ostreida; Ostreidae
Exons: 4
Coding region: 61-873 (270 amino acids)
Source: RefSeq, a predicted model, not a curated record